Messenger RNA from Calidris pugnax (ruff), 402 nucleotides. It is a transcript of the gene SYCN, whose product is annotated as syncollin. Gene Ontology annotation, biological process: exocytosis. The coding region runs from base 1 to 402 and encodes 133 amino acids. The record is from RefSeq and is a predicted model, not a curated record. The transcript has a single exon. NCBI's taxonomy places the organism in Eukaryota, Metazoa, Chordata, Aves, Charadriiformes, Scolopacidae. Gene Ontology annotation, cellular component: secretory granule membrane.
AUGGAGGUGGUUCUGGUGGCCCUGCUGGUGGCGGUGGCGGCGCUGGGGGGGGCGGAGGCUCAAUGCCCCACCCCCUCCAGCCUCAAGACGAUCAACGGCACCCGAAUCUGCGCCCAGCUCUACACCGACAACAGCCCCUACUACGACCAGUGCUGUGGGGGGGAGGUCCUGGUGGUGGAACCCGGGGAGGACGUCCCCUACAUGCCGCGGGGCUGGGCCGCCAGCGUCUCCUCCCUGGUGGUCGGCACCCGCUGCGAGUUGACUGUCUGGUCGCGGGCCGGCAAGAAGGGGAAGAGUCGGAAGUUCUCGUCCGGGGCGGUGCCGCGGCUGCAGGAGGUGCGUCGGGGGCUCUUCGGCGACUGGAACGACGCCAUCCGGGGUUACUACUGCAAGUGUAACUGA